AUGCGCUCAAAGCCGGCACCCUUUCCUCGCCAGCAGCUCAGGGCAGCCACCCAGCUGGGACGGCUGGAUGCAGCGCUGGGACGAUUGGAGGUGCAGGAAGCCUCUGUCGCCCAGGAGCUGGCCCGCCACGCCGCGGCCGACGCCGCUCGCGAGGCGGAGGGCGAGGCGGCCCGACGCCGCGAGCGGGCCUCCAGCCGGGCGCGCCUGCUUUCUUCCCUGCGUUCUGCGGUGCACGCCACGCCUGGCGCCCUGGAGUGGAAGCGGCACCUGGAGGCGCUGCUGGCCGAGGCCAAGGCCCUGGCGGCGCCGUACAAGGCCGACCCGGGGACCAAGGCGGCGCGCCGGGCCGUGGACAAGGCUCUAACCCUUGGCGUGCAGCAGGUGUCAGCCUCGCGCGAGCAGGUGUCGCGCCUGUCCCUGCGCCUGGGCGCGCUGAUGGCGGAGCAGGGCCCCGGCCCGGCCUCUGCCUACGCGCAGCUGGCGCUGGCCGCCAAGAUCUGCGUGCAGUGCGAGGUGCAGGUCACACGCCUGCCCGGCUUCGCCUUCCCCCUGGCCGAGGUCGCGGUGGCCGUGGCGGCAGGGCAGCCCGCCUUUGCGGAGCUCCUCAUCGCGCAGCUGGUCGCGGCCUGCCCGCUGUGCCUGCCCAUGGUGUAUGGGAGGGACGGCGCGGGGGCGGGCGAGGAGGCCUGGCUGCGCCUGAGCGGGUACAAGGUCCGCACCGACGAGGACUCCGGCCAGACCACUCGGGAGUCGACCGACGAGUACAUGCUGCGCGUGGGCGGGUUUGUGCGCCUGUAUGCGGCCUUCACGCAGUGCGACGCCGCCAACAACCCGCACGGGCUGAAGAAGGCGUGGACCUGGCUGGCAAGGUUCCUGAACGCCGUGCCCGCGGACAGGGCCAGCGCGACGGCGCUGAUCGCCUUCCUCCAGGUGGCAGCGUACCGCCUGCACCGUGCGUACCGAGGCCAGGCCCUGAAGCUAUUUGAGGUGGUGCACCGCGACUACCUGGCCAGGCUGAACGCCUGUGAGGACCCCGACGCGCGAGCCAACUUCACCCGCAUAAAGACAUUCCUGGAGGAGAGGGCGUACCUUGCGGAGCCAGAGGGGCGGGCGCUGCCAAAGUUUGACACGUCGUCCAUAGACAGAGCCUGA
Molecule: messenger RNA, 1152 nt
Organism: Auxenochlorella protothecoides
Lineage: Eukaryota; Viridiplantae; Chlorophyta; Trebouxiophyceae; Chlorellales; Chlorellaceae
Product: Nucleoporin GLE1
Exons: 6
Coding region: 1-1152 (383 amino acids)
Biological process (GO): regulation of translational termination; regulation of translational initiation; poly(A)+ mRNA export from nucleus
Cellular component (GO): nuclear pore cytoplasmic filaments; nuclear pore; cytoplasm
Molecular function (GO): phospholipid binding; translation initiation factor binding; inositol hexakisphosphate binding
Source: RefSeq, a predicted model, not a curated record